CGCUCGUUGUGCUGUUUUUCACCAAACUGCAAAGAUGUUGAGGGGCUCUCGUCUUGCUCGGUCCUCUGGGCCCCAGCUGGCGACGACGUUGGCAUCCCGCCUUCGUUCUGCUGAGUCUGUUGCUCAGAUCCCUGUCCGUUGUGCAGCUGCUGCCGCCCAAAGCAAGGCUGGUGCUCCUGCUAAGGGUCGAGUUGUUUCUGUUAUCGGUGCUGUUGUGGAUGUCCAGUUCGAUGAGGGACUCCCACCGAUCCUCAAUGCACUUGAAGUGCAGGGCCGUGAGUCCAGGCUUGUCCUGGAAGUAGCCCAGCAUUUGGGAGAAAACACUGCCCGAACCAUUGCCAUGGAUGGUACUGAGGGUUUGAUUCGUGGUCAGCCCGUUGUCGACUCUGGUGGUCCCAUCACCAUUCCAGUCGGUGCAGAAACUCUGGGACGAAUUAUGAACGUCAUUGGCGAGCCAAUUGACGAGCGUGGACCAAUUAAUGCCAAGGCGUCCGCUCCCAUCCAUGCUGAGGCUCCUGAAUUCGUUGACAUGAGUGUUGAGCAGGAAAUUCUGGAAACUGGCAUCAAGGUCGUGGAUUUGCUGGCCCCCUAUGCCAAGGGUGGUAAAAUCGGCCUUUUCGGUGGUGCUGGAGUAGGCAAGACUGUGUUGAUUAUGGAACUGAUCAACAACGUCGCUAAGGCUCAUGGUGGUUAUUCUGUAUUCGCUGGUGUUGGAGAACGUACUCGUGAGGGAAACGAUCUUUACCAUGAAAUGAUUGUAGGAGGCGUCAUCGUCCUGGACAAGCCAGGCUCGAAGGUCGCCCUCGUGUACGGUCAGAUGAACGAGCCCCCGGGAGCCCGUGCCCGUGUUGCUCUGACCGGUCUCACCGUCGCUGAGUACUUCCGUGACAAGGAAGGCCAGGACGUGCUGCUGUUUAUCGACAACAUCUUCCGUUUCACACAGGCCGGUUCCGAAGUGUCUGCCUUGCUCGGUCGUAUCCCGUCCGCUGUCGGUUACCAACCUACAUUGGCCACUGACAUGGGUUCUAUGCAGGAGCGUAUCACCACCACCAAGAAGGGAUCUAUCACAUCUGUCCAGGCUAUUUACGUGCCGGCUGACGAUUUGACUGAUCCUGCUCCAGCCACCACCUUCGCCCAUUUGGACGCCACCACUGUGUUGUCCCGUGGUAUUGCUGAGUUGGGUAUCUACCCCGCUGUCGAUCCUCUCGACUCUACCUCGCGUAUCCUCGACCCGAACAUCGUCGGUAAUGAGCACUACUCCAUCGCCCGUUCCGUGCAGAAGAUCCUCCAGGAUUACAAGUCUCUCCAGGAUAUCAUUGCUAUCUUGGGUAUGGACGAGUUGUCUGAGGAAGACAAGCUCACAGUGUCCCGUGCACGUAAGAUCCAGCGUUUCCUGUCCCAGCCCUUCCAGGUGGCUGAGGUCUUCACCGGCAAGCCCGGUAAGUUCGUACCGCUUGUGCAGACCAUCAAGGGAUUCACGUCUAUUCUCAAUGGUGAGCUUGACCACAUCCCACUGCCUGCUUUCUUCAUGGUUGGACCUAUUGAGGAGGUCUUCACCAAGGCUGAGCAGCUCGCACAGGAGACUGGCACAGCAUAAGCUUGUCGUCGCGUCGUACCACCAUUGCCUUAUUAUUAUUCUGCUCUGUACAAAUUGUUUUCGUGUGAAGACGGCAAGAGUCAAUUUUCUCACUGUCGAGUUUGUAGCCAUGUUUUGUGAUUCAUUGUCUCUUUUUUUGCUUUUCCGUUUGCAUUUGAUAUGCAUACGCCAGUCCAUAUCUAGCUCAGCUUUCGCUGAAUGAAUGCCAGCUAAUUUAACUUUUUAAAUCAUUCAUGAAAGGUUUAAAACAUUAA
Molecule: messenger RNA, 1851 nt
Organism: Sycon ciliatum
Lineage: Eukaryota; Metazoa; Porifera; Calcarea; Leucosolenida; Sycettidae
Product: ATP synthase subunit beta, mitochondrial
Exons: 1
Coding region: 35-1597 (520 amino acids)
Biological process (GO): proton motive force-driven mitochondrial ATP synthesis; proton transmembrane transport
Molecular function (GO): ATP binding; proton-transporting ATP synthase activity, rotational mechanism; ATP hydrolysis activity
Source: RefSeq, a predicted model, not a curated record